Messenger RNA from Pectinophora gossypiella (pink bollworm), 3700 nucleotides. RefSeq lists its product as uncharacterized. The transcript is spliced from 7 exons. Lineage: Eukaryota; Metazoa; Arthropoda; Insecta; Lepidoptera; Gelechiidae. The record is from RefSeq and is a predicted model, not a curated record. Bases 97 to 3333 code for a protein of 1078 amino acids.
ACGCGUAGAACUUGCAGUUUUGUGAUUUUCUUAUUUAUAUAUAUUCGUAAUUUGAUAGGAAUCGUUUAAUUGUAGUAUUAUCUUAUUAUAUUCAUAAUGGAUGAUGUCGUCAUAUAUGACGACUUGGAAAAUUACAACGACUUAAAUGUGAUUGAAGAGCUGCGAAAUGAAAACAAACAGCUCAAGUUCAAAGUUGAAGAAUAUUCCACGUCCCUGGCCAAGCUACAGAAAAAUAUUUUACAGGAUUAUGAUAAAUUAACAUCAGAAUUUAAAAUAAUGGAGAUAAACUUCUCUUCACUACUGAAAACUUCCCGGGCGGAAAUUGAGAGGAAGACGCAGAUUAUUACUAACCUCAAUAUGGAAAAAGAUACAAUGGUUCUCAAUUCUAUACAGAACUCAAAUAAAAGUAUAGCAAUGUUAAGAAGAAAUAUGGUUAGAGACAGAUCUAACAAUCGGAAAUUACGAAAAGAAACUGAGGUUGACGCGGGAAAACCAAAUAAGAGCAAUGACUACCAGGAAAUUAAAAAAUAUGAGUUAGAAAGAGACAAAAAUGAAGACAAACGCCUGCCUUCAGUAGACACUGUUUCAAGUGGUCAGAUUGAAGAAGCAAACAAAAUUGAUAGCAAAUUAGGGAAAGAAUCCUUUGGCAAGAGUAGUGAAAGCAAAGAAAAUAUCAAGGGCAAAAGGCCUCAGUCUCUUAGGAACAGACGAAAAUCUAUGCCAGUUGCAAGUAAACACGCCAACUUCAGUUCAGAUGAAGAGUAUGAAGCUAAUUGCUCUGGUGAAGAUAUUAAUAAUAAAAAGGAAUGGCCAGCAAGAGAUGAUAAAAGCAGAAGACAUCCCGACAGACACAGUCACAAAAUAUCAGAAACGUCAGGUAUUGACGAAAAAUACUCCAGUUACCAUGAGUCUUCUAGAGAAACCUACUAUAAGGGCAAGUCACACAGACAUAGUGACAAGUAUAGAAGCACUAGAGAUAGAUAUGAUAGUACUCAGAGGCAUAAGAGAUAUUAUAGUCCAGAAAGGAGUCGCCGAUCACAACGUGACUAUUUGGAUGAUCCAUACCAAAGACAAGAAUAUGCAAGGCACAGAGUAUUAGAAAGUCCGCCAGUGGAAAAGUACGAUACCCAACGCAGGUACCGCGAUAGGCGUGUUAAUUAUGAAAAAGAUGAUCCAAAUGAUGAACGAUAUAGAAACCGCGAAGAGAGAGUCCCCGCCAAACAUAAAUUGUCGGCGGAUUAUGAGGAGCCAGCACCAAAACGUGUUAGAACAGAUUCUUCUACCAAACCCGCUGAAGAAGAAGUUAGGCGGCAAAAAGAUUAUCAAACUAUAGAAGACAAACGGAUGCCAGAAUUUUCGGAUCAUUUGCAACAAACGUCUUGCCAAUCACCUGACUAUACACAUCCAGAUGUGCUAUCUGCCCAUCCAGUGAAAGAAAUCAUGAGCACAGCCGAAAUAAAGCUCGAAGAUCCAAGGUUUACAAGUAAAAGAUAUAUCAAGAAACCAGAGGGACACAAAGUUACAUUAUUGGCUGCAGACAGUGGAAAUAUUGACUUAAAAGUCAUAGACACGUCAACGUGGGACAUCCCCCGCGUGGAUGUCCCCGAAGCUUUACAAAUACCUCCACAUUACACGGAUGAAACAGUGCGUGACUUAUACAUGGACAUAGAUAAUCCAGUUUCCAAUAUGUCAACGGAAUCUGGGAGUAACGUGGGUCCCAUUACUGACUAUGUCACUGAAAGCUUUUUCCAAGAUUACGAAAAUGAAAGACUUAAUCAAGAAAAUAUAAGACUUGAAUCUAAUAAGAUGCAAGAACAUAUAAAACUCGAGUCUAAUAUGGUGCAGGAUGAACGAAAAGAAGACAGUGCUAAUAUGGAAAACCAAUCAAAAUCUCUAGUAGCGAAAUACAAAAUUCCGAAAGUUAAGAAACCAGAUAAAGAUGAAAAAUAUAUACCUAACCCAUUAGGAAUACUGCUUCAACAGUUGCAGACUGCAUGUGGUGCAGAUACAACAAUUAAAGUACAUAAAUCUAAACUUGAUGUUGAUAAAACUUUUGGUACAGAUGAUGUGAAUUCUCAAGAUAAUAAAUCCAAAGAUGCUAGUGCUGACAACGAAACAAAGCAGACUCAUCAAGCAAAAUUGAGAACAAGACGCAAAAUGUCCACGAGAGAAAUAAUCGAAGGAGAUUUAGCAUUAAGUGAUGAAACCAGCGAUAACAUAGAUGUACAAAAACCGAAAGUAGUCUUAAAAGAGCAGCCUGAAAAUAGCAGAGAGAAGUCAGUGAGUGUCAUAGAAAAACCUGAGGAAAAUGAGGAAACGUUGAAAAAACAUAAGACUGACAUUAUAGUUAGUCAAGAUAAUAUAGAAAAAAUACCGUUAAUAGAUAAAACUGAAAUAUGCCCAGAUAUAAAGAUCAAGAAAACCAAAAAGAAAUCCCAGAAAAAGAAACGGGAAAAAUCUGAAGAAACAAAAAAUGCUGUUGAAAAAGAAAAGGUGCCUGAAAAGAAAACUAAAGUUAAGAAAGAAAGAGAACAUAAAGUUCAAGAGAGGAAAGCUAAGUUUACGGACUUGUUUGGGGAAAGCAGUAGCCUAAUAACACCUGAAGAUUUAGGAGUGGCCUUAGUCCAGACACAGACUGAGCCUACAAUUAAAUAUGUACCCAUAUUUGAAGAUGCGCAAGAUGCAGACGACGUCAAUGUGAAGGCUUUAGCGAAAGCCCAGGAUGUCCCAGAGACAGAAAAUGGUACAAAACUUGUGGCAACACUUCAGGUGCCUGAAGUGAUUUCAAAACCUGUAGAAACUACUAAAACUGGGACAACACCUUAUGUACCUGAAGGAAUACCUGAAACAAGUAAACAAUUAACUCUAAACCGGGAGGUACCUGAUGAAAAUGAGGUUUGUGUUUCUGUUAAAGAAACUACACAGGACUUGUUUUUAAAUACAGAGGUCAUUGCCAAAGAACCAGAUGUCGUGAAAACAGUUAUUAUAUCAACAGGGGUUCAACCUCGAAUAGACAGUAUUGAACCAAAUAUAUGUAGUAAAAUAGCUGGUAGUAUUGAAAAUACUCAACCAAUCAAAGCUCCAACGAGUAAAUUAGUGACUAAAGUGCAAAAUGUUUCUUCUGCUUUAGCCACUUCUACGCCGUAUAAGAAACAUUUAGUGUUAGAAACAGAGAUAGAGUCCAGUUGUACAUCUAGUGAAAAUGGGAUCCUAAGGGAUGAUACCUCCUCUGUUGAUCAAUCUUCAGUGUCGAAUGGGAUUGAACCACGAAAUGACGACGAUGUGCCUGACGUGAGAAUAUUUGUAAGAAGACGUAGGAAAGUAAAGAAGUAGUAUAUUAUGUAAGCAGAUUUAAAUUAUAUAAGAGGGGUCAAUUUAGUGUUCAACGUCGCUGUGCAGUCGCUGAAUUAUUAUUGACUUGUACAUAUUUGUAUAGAAAGAAAUAUGCAUAAGCAUAUCACAUUACGUUAUAAGUUAUGUCUCCAGAUAUUGUCGUGCCGCGGUGGAUAGAGGCACUGAAACAUUUUUUACUUUGUACUUAACGUUUCUAUUUUGUCGACAUUUUUUGUACAUAAUAUUGUGUAAAAGUUGCAAAGGUAAUAUAUUAAUAAUAUAUUUGUUUAAAAUGCAGCUACGAAACAGAAAUACGGAUUAUGGUGUUAUCUGUAUUUUCAUAGAAUAAAAUAAAACUAACUGAUUA